AUGGCAUCUCUUGCUGAUAAUUGCUUUUUAAACUAUGUUUCCCACUCGGCGAGCAGUCCUGCGACGCCUACCAGAGGCGUUGGCAGGUUCGGAACCCCGCGAACCGUUUUCUCGCCUGUAAGCUACUCUCCUGCCAAGCGUGCUGCUUGCAACGGCGACGGUGAGACGUUCUGCAGCAGCGUGCUUCUGAAGAGCGUGAGGCCGCUGCUGGAGAAUCUGGCGAAUCACCUCGCUGACGGGCAGCACAAGCCCACCAAGUCGCACGUGGCGGACGAACCUCUUGUUAAACGGCCUGGAAUCGGCCGCUUCGGAGGCAAGCCUGCUGCUGCCGUGCUUGCACCUGCACCUGUGGCCGUCACUGCUGCUCCCAUCACACCAUCUGCUGUGCUUGCGCCUAUGGUGGUGACUGAGGUAUCGCUUGUGGCUCCAGUGGCUUCAACCACACCCCAAGUGGCUGAACCGACCAUCACCACCACGGAGGCGAGUGCACGUGGUGCUGAUCCGAAUGAGAAAGCGAGGUGGGACAAGCUGCGUCAGGAGGUUCGAGCUAUGGAUAUUGAAAUGACCAAAAAAUUGAGAGCACGUGCUGCUUACCUGAGAUGGGCCAAGCUGGACCAGGCGACGUGGGCCAGGGACAUUGAAGCCGCCAUUGAAGCCUCCCUGCCUGCCUGGAUCGCGCCUGGUAAAACCGGCAAGAAUGGGUGCACCAGCAAGGUGGUGAGCACGGGUGUGAAGGGUGGCAAGGGCAGCAGCAGGCAUGCAGGCGCUGCCCCAUGUGCAGUAGCAGCAGCAGUUGCAGGAUCACGUGGUGCUGCAUCAUCAGUGAGAGCAGGUGGCAAGGCCGGCAGCAGACACGCGAGUGGGGUGAAGAGGAGAGAGGUGGGUGGGUGCGGGUUGGGAGCAGCAGGGAGGGCAGCAGGUGGAAGGCAGGGUGGUGUGAAGGCAGCAGGUGGUAGAGCAGUGGCAAGUGGCAUGUGUGGCAGGGAGGGGGUGAAGCAGCAGGCGGGGAGGAGAGAGGGUUUGGUGCAUGAGAGGCAGGCGAGGCCAGGCUGCAGCAGCAGCAGCAGGGCGCACAGAAGGAGCUCCUGA
Messenger RNA from Closterium sp. Naga37s-1, 1089 nucleotides. The record is from the annotation of a GenBank genome assembly. NCBI's taxonomy places the organism in Eukaryota, Viridiplantae, Streptophyta, Zygnematophyceae, Desmidiales, Closteriaceae.